GCUGCAAACCCCUUCCUAAUGUCGCGUUGGUUCUCAGUGGUCAGAGUACUUAAUGUCAUAGCGGGAGUAGCCAUCCUCACGAGGGUAUCAAAUUAUACUCUGCGUCCUGGCGAAACAGGUAUAAUUUUUAGAAAAUUCGGCAAAUCACCCGAGGAGCCUGUUCGAGAAGGGACCCAUUUCUUGAUUCCAUGGAUCGAAGAAAUUCGAGUCGUGGACAUGACGGGUCGUCCUCAGACCAUCACAUUGCAAUGCUUCCUACAGCACCUUCAGUCAGUCACAGUGACGGUAUCGAUUCUGUAUCGACCCGAUGUGACUGCCCUGGUAGGAAUGAGCAAAAAAUUAGGAUUCGAUUAUUACACCGAGAUGAUGAAAUCUAUCACCUUCGAAAAGGUUCAUUCCGUAAUCUCUCAAUCAACUGCCGGUGAAUUAUCAAACAAUCUAUCCUGUAUCUCACAUCUCAUUUUUGAAACCCUCUCAAAAAGGGCCAAAGAAAAGGGUAUCAUUUUAGAAAAUUUUUCCAUAGUUAAAUUUGAAUUUAGUACUCCUUAUUCUAACAUGAUAGAAGAGUAUCAUGUUCAAUUGCAUGAGACUUCUGCCUCCUGUGGAAAAGCCAAAGAGGCAGACGAAAUAAUAAAGGCCGACGAAACGUGGGCGGCUUGGUGGCUUGGGUUUAUGAAACCCAUGAAAAAUUAGGGGUGUUUUUUUGUAUCGCGGGGAUUUUUUGUAUAACCCAUUUAGGGGUGUUCUUUUUUUUUUUGUAUCAACCCUGGGGUGUUUUGUGUAUCGCGGGGAGUUUUUGUAUAACCCAUUUAGGUGUUCUUUUUUUUUUUGUAUCAACCCUAACCCAUUUUGGGUGGGUGUUUUAAAGUUCCAUAUAAUAGUUUCAAUAUGAUAGUUUUGUUCCAUAUAAAUUUGAAUGACUAUCUUUUAUGCAUGUAAACUACAAGGCAGGUGAAUGACUAUCUUUUAUGCAUGUA
Molecule: messenger RNA, 977 nt
Organism: Cucurbita moschata (crookneck pumpkin)
Lineage: Eukaryota; Viridiplantae; Streptophyta; Magnoliopsida; Cucurbitales; Cucurbitaceae
Product: prohibitin-1, mitochondrial-like
Exons: 2
Coding region: 19-693 (224 amino acids)
Biological process (GO): mitochondrion organization
Cellular component (GO): mitochondrion; membrane
Source: RefSeq, a predicted model, not a curated record